This is a messenger RNA of Jaculus jaculus (lesser Egyptian jerboa), 6129 nucleotides long. RefSeq names its product integrin subunit alpha 4 (gene Itga4). Lineage: Eukaryota; Metazoa; Chordata; Mammalia; Rodentia; Dipodidae. Gene Ontology annotation, molecular function: integrin binding. Gene Ontology annotation, cellular component: external side of plasma membrane; integrin complex. The transcript has 28 exons. The record is from RefSeq and is a predicted model, not a curated record. Bases 55 to 3156 code for a protein of 1033 amino acids. Gene Ontology annotation, biological process: cell adhesion mediated by integrin; integrin-mediated signaling pathway; cell-matrix adhesion.
GUGCAGGUCUGGGGCCGGGGUCGCUGCGUGUUGGAUGUUCCCCCCCGAGAGUGCAUGGCUGCGGCAGCGAGGCCCCGACCCGGUCCCCGAGGGGCCGCCGCGGUCCGGGAAGCGGUGAUGCUACUGCUGUGCCUCGGGCUCCCGAGCGGGCACCCCUACAAUGUGGACCCUGAUAGCGCGCUGCUCUACCAGGGGACCCCCGGCACGCUCUUCGGCUACUCGGUGGUGCUGCACAGCCACGGGACCAAGCGAUGGCUCGUCGUGGGGGCACCCACUGCCAGCUGGCUCUCCAAUGCCUCUGUGAUUAAUCCUGGGGCGAUUUACAGAUGCCGGAUCGGAAAGAAUCCAGGCCGGACCUGCGAGCAGCUCCAGCUGGGUAGUCCUAAUGGAGAACCCUGUGGGAAGACUUGCUUAGAAGAAAGAGACAACCAGUGGCUGGGGGUAACACUUUCCAGACAGCCAGGAAAAAAUGGAUCCAUUGUGACUUGUGGGCAUAGAUGGAAAAAUAUAUUUUACAUGAAGAAUGAAAAUAAGCUCCCCACUGGUAUUUGCUAUGGAAUGCCUUCUGAUUUGCGGACAGAACUAAGUAAAAGAAUGGCUCCAUGCUAUCAAGAUUAUGUGAAAAAUUUUGGAAUAAACUUUGCAUCCUGCCAAGCUGGAAUAUCUAGUUUUUACACACAGGAUUUAAUUGUGAUGGGAGCCCCAGGAUCAUCUUAUUGGACAGGCUCCCUUUUUGUCUACAACAUAACUACAAAUAAGUACAAAGCAUUUUUAGACAGACACAAUCAAGUAAAAUUUGGAAGUUAUUUAGGGUAUUCAGUGGGAGCUGGUCAUUUUCAGAAUCAACAUACUACUGAAGUAGUUGGAGGAGCCCCCCAACAUGAACAGAUUGGUAAAGCAUACAUAUUUAGCAUUGAUGAAAAGGAACUAAGUAUCUUACAUGAAAUGAAAGGUAAAAAGCUCGGCUCGUAUUUUGGAGCUUCUAUCUGUGCUGUGGACCUCAAUGCAGAUGGCCUCUCAGAUCUCCUCGUCGGGGCUCCUAUGCAGAGCACCAUCCGGGAGGAAGGAAGAGUGUUUGUGUACCUCAACUCUGGCUCGGGUGCAGUCAUGAAUGAAAUGGAAACAGUCCUCACUGGAAGUGACAAAUAUGCGGCAAGAUUUGGGGAAUCUAUAGUUAACCUUGGUGACAUUGAUAAUGAUGGCUAUGAAGACAUUGCUAUUGGGGCUCCACAAGAAGACGACUUGCGAGGUGCUAUCUACAUUUACAAUGGCCGAGCAGACGGGAUCUCAUCCACCUUCUCACAGAGAAUUGAAGGACUUCAAAUCAGCAAAUCAUUGAGGAUGUUUGGGCAGUCAAUUUCAGGACAAAUUGAUGCAGAUAAUAAUGGGUAUAUAGAUGUAGCAGUUGGUGCUUUUCAGUCUGAUUCUGUGGUGUUGCUAAGGACAAGGCCUGUAGUGAUUGUUGAUGCGUCUUUAAGACACCCUGAGUCAGUAAAUAGAACAAAAUUUGACUGUAUUGAAAAUGGAUUGCCUUCUGUUUGCGUGGAUCUAAUACUGUGUUUCUCAUACAAAGGCAAAGAGGUUCCAGAAUACAUAGUUUUGUAUUACAAUAUGAGUCUGGAUGUGAGCAGAAAGGCAGAGUCUCCAUCAAGAUUUUAUUUCUCCUCUAACGGAACUUCUGACAUCAUUACUGGAAGCAUGCACGUAUCCAGCAGAGGAGCCAACUGUAGGACACACCAGGCAUUCAUGCGGAAAUAUGUCCGAGACAUCCUCACCCCAGUUCAUAUAGAAGCUGCUUACUACCUUGGACAUCAUGUGAUCACCAAACGAAGCUCAGAGGAAUUCCCUCCACUUCAGCCAAUUCUUCAGCAGAAGAAAGAAAAGGACAUGAUUAAAACAACAAUAAACUUUGCAAGGUUUUGUGCCUAUGAAAAUUGUUCUGCUGAUUUACAGGUGUCUGCAAAAGUUGGAUUUUCAAAACCAUAUGAAAACAAAACGUAUCUUGCUGUUGGGAGUGUGAAGACAUUAAUGUUAAAUGUAUCUUUGUUUAAUGCUGGAGAUGAUGCUUAUGAAACAAAACUGCAUGUCCAACUUCCCACAGGCCUUUACUUCAUUAAGAUUUUAGACCUGGAAGAGAAACAUAUAAACUGUGAAGUAACAGACAGCUCUGGUACAGUCAAACUUGAUUGCAGUCUUGGCUAUAUUUAUGUUGAUCGUCUCUCACUGAUAGAUAUUAGCUUUCUCCUGGAUGUGAGCUCUCUCAGCCAAGCAGAUGAGGACCUCAAUAUCACAGUACACGCCUCCUGUGAAAACGAAGGCGCCAUGGCUAAAAUAAAGGAUAACACAGUGAUUGUGGCAUUGCCUCUACGGUAUGAGGUUAUGCUGGCUGUUCAUGGGUUUGUGAACCCAACUUCAUUUGUGUAUGGAUCUAGUGAAGAAAAUGAGCCAGGAACAUGCAUGGCAGAAAAAGUGAACUUCACUUUCCAUGUCAUCAACACUGGUAUUAGCAUGGCUCCAAAUGUGAGUGUGAAAAUAAUGGUACCGAAUUCUUUUCUCCCCCAAAUGGAUGAGUUGUUCAACAUUUUGGAUGUCCAGACCUCUGUUGGACAAUGCAGUUUUAAACAUUAUGAGCGACAGUGUGUGUCCACACAGCAAAUGGGUGCAGGGGAGACCUUGAGAGACAUAGUCAAAUUCUUCUCAAAGACUGACAAGAGACUAUUGUACUGCAUGAAGAUGGAUCCACACUGUUUAGAUGUCUUAUGCAACUUUGGGAAAAUGGACAGUGGGAAGGAAGCCAGUGUUUAUAUUCAGCUGGAAGGCAGGCCAUCCAUUUUGGAAAUGGAUGAGACUUCAGUGCUCAAGUUUGAAAUUAAAGCAACAGCUUUUCCAGAGCCACACCCAAAAGUUAUUGAACUGAACAAGGAUGAGAAUACUGCACAUGUUUUACUGGAAGGGCUACAUCACCAGAGGCCCAAACGCCAAUUCACUAUAGUGAUUAUCACAAGUAGCUUACUUCUUGGACUUAUUGUGCUUUUACUAAUAUCAUGUGUUAUGUGGAAGGCUGGCUUCUUUAAAAGACAGUACAAGUCUAUUCUCCAAGAAGAAAACAGAAGAGACAGCUGGAGUUAUGUCAACAGUAAAGACAAUGAUGAUUAAAGUCUUAUUUCAAACUGAGAACUGAAGACAGAUGCGGGUUAAACAAAGCACAGUUUACAAAAAAAACAGACUGAUGCUCCUUUUCCAUGUACAUGCUAUGAUUUUGUCACAAAUGUUGUCUUAAUGCAAAAGGGAAAUUCAAGAAAGAACAGAACUGCCCAAAGGUUCCCUUUUGCCUGUUAAGUGGGAGGAAAAACACUAAGGCUUUGAAAUUGCUCAAGAAAAUUAAAUCUGAGUAAAAUUAUAUGGGACUUCGGAUAUCUUUUCUUUUAAAGAAAUAUUAUUACUAUAUAUGAUGUGUUCACUUUAGUAAAAUUAACUCCACUCAGUAUGCAUUGGUUUAUUUAAAAUAUAUCUGUGAGACUCAUUUGAAACAUGUUCUUCAGACUCACUUAGGCUUUUUCUGAUAUAUCAAGAACUACAAAGACAAUCAUAAGCAGCACAUUUUCUAUGAUUUUUGUUCCAAUAAGCCCAUUAUUCUGUGGAACAGGAAUACUGUAGGCCUAAGGAGCAAACUUCAUGCUGACUCUGCACGCUGGUUGAAGCUUAGGCAGAUGAUUUUUGGAUAAAUAGAUAGCUAUGGAUUCUACUUUCUUUUUGUGUAUAUACAUUUAAAAAAUAUAUAUAUAUAGGUGUUGCUAUAAUUAUAAAUCUAUUAGCAUCCUAUAAUAUGCCUUUACCAAAAGCACCCAGGAAUACAUUUUUAAAGUCUUCAGUGUGCUCACUGUGGUAGCACAUAUAUUAAAGUCUUCAUAAUUUUGUUUGUAAAGCCAAUUUUUUAAUUUAUAAAUGUUGCACUUUAUCUGACACAUGCUGAUGUAAGUAAUAUGAAAACUAUACCUUGCUAAUGAUUUUUUAAAAACUGUGCAAAGAGUACUUAGGUAGCCAAUAUCAUAUACAUUUGGUAUACAUAAAAUAUUUGCUGUUAUUAUGUUAUUCUUUUUGUUGUUCUAUUGCCUAUAAAAACAUUCAAUCUUCUACAGAGAAGAAACAAUUCACAGACUUAGCUAAAAAAGUACUGAUUUCAUCUAUAUAUAUUGAACAUAAAUGUGAUGCCUUCAGAACAUAUCUUAUGGAAAUUUUGAUAAGAUUUUUUUAAUAAAUUUGUUGAUAUUAUGUCAGUUUCUAUCUUAAAAUGAAAUGACUUCUCCCUGGUUUUUAAAUAAUUUGUCUUUACAUUUGUAAUUAGUCAUUUUUAUAAUAUUUAUUUCAUAUAUGUGUUUUUGAUAAAACACCAUCUAGGUCUAUACAUGUAUGUAAGAAAACUGUGGCCAAACUUUGAGCAUCUGUGAAAAGCGCAUCCUUUAGUCUCUGCUCUUCCCUUCCUGUGAGUCACAAUCCCACUCCUGAAGUCCAUCCCUGGAGAAUAAGCAAUGCACUGGGAUUUGUGAAGGCAUUUAAGCAAUGAAACACAAAGCAUUAACUCAGACUGUGCACACAAAUAUGUUUAAUUAAAUGGAUACAUUUUUAAGGAACACCUUUUUGAGUACAAAAGAUGUAUUUUAGGUCAAGCAAUUCUUUCUGGCAGUUACCAAUGAUCAUUCAUCAAAAACUGUCUUUUCAAGCAAUGAUCUCUGAGGAAAGUUAAAAUUGAAUUUUUACACUGAAAACCAAGUGCUCUGAUUAACUGGCCCAAGUCUUUCAGGCACAUGAGGAACACAGCUACCUCCUGGGCUAAGUUUUGCCCAGUUAGAAAUAUAUUUUUGUGUAUUUCUAUAUAACUUUUUUAUAAACUUUAAAUUUAUCUGUAUGGUAAGUUUUUAAAAAUUUAAAAACCAUGUCAUUCUUUUGAGUUCAACAGUCUAGGUAUUGGGAAGAUUUUGAAAAAAAAUGAGUGGUUAUAGCUGGUUCUAUCACUUAAUUAGCUGUAUGAGUUUGAAAUUUAACCCUUCAAUUAGUUCUCUUAUCAGUGAACUGAGAGCAGUUUUGAGAUAUCUGUUAUGUUUGUACAGAAAAUUUGUUUAUAUACCUUGAUGUAGCAUAAUUAUGUAAAAUGUUUACUCAUUUCCAGUAAAUGCCUCUAAAGCCUGGAGUGUCCAUUGCUUUAGGUUCACUUUGUGUUUCAUCUUGAUUUUCAAAGGUUUAGAAACUUAAUUUUAUUAUUGUUAAACUACCCAUUUCUCCUAAAACAUUUUCUCUUAGGAUAUCUGCUUAAAUCAUAACCAAAUUCCUUCAUGAUAAAUUUCUACUUUAUAUAUUUCUUUUAUAAACAAUUACAUGUUACUUGGGAAUCAUCCAUUUCUCUCAGGCUUCCUCCAAAAAGUGUGAUAAGUCUUGGGUGUAAUCUGUAAAGAAUAAUGUUAUUUAUUAUUUCACUAACUUAACAUUUUCACACACAUACAAAUGAGUAUGGUACAUAACAGUAUGCAUACGUUGAUAACACACAAGCAAGCAUAUAUGCAUAACAGAGUACAACUGAAGGGCCUAAAACUGCAACACCAGUGAUCAUCUCAAAAUCACCUUAACCACCUUUCUUACCUGACAAAUAUUCUGCAUUACUGCUGUAGAAAGGUCAGUUCUAUAUCAUUCUACAACUAAUAGCACACUUCUGUCCCAUAAGUCAUAAUGCUAAGAAUGAGUCUGCAUGUGCCUACAGCUGUUUAUACCCAUUGUUCUUAUUACUUAGGUAAAUAAUGUGUACAGUGUGCUGAAUGCUUUGUAAAGACUUGAUGAAUGCACCCAUUACUUUGUAGGCACAAUUGAAAAAAAAGGAAAGACGUGAUAGAGCAAACUGCUGAACAGUGUGGCAACAUUAAAGCCUACUGAGAAGGAACUUAAAGACUGUAACAUUAUUACCCACAAAUGUUGAAUAUUGUGAUCCACCUUCUAAGAUCCAAAAUGUAAAUUAUAGGAACACAUUACCUCCAUAGUUUAUACCAAACAAUGAUUUGUAAAUCCAGUGUAGAUAAUUGUAACCAAAGAAUUUUUUUUGUUGUUCUACAUGAAAUGAUGAAUAAAGCUAAACUUUAUUUA